Macadamia integrifolia is the source of this 1588-nucleotide messenger RNA. RefSeq names its product UDP-URONIC ACID TRANSPORTER 1. The record is from RefSeq and is a predicted model, not a curated record. The transcript has 4 exons. The coding region runs from base 364 to 1287 and encodes 307 amino acids. Gene Ontology annotation, molecular function: antiporter activity. NCBI's taxonomy places the organism in Eukaryota, Viridiplantae, Streptophyta, Magnoliopsida, Proteales, Proteaceae. Gene Ontology annotation, cellular component: Golgi apparatus.
UACCAAACAAAGAAAGACAUUUCCUCUUACAGAUUUACUAGUUUUGUUUUUAGAGUGAAGCUUACAGAUUUUUUUUCCUAAAAAAAAGGUUAAAGCUUACAGAUUUACAAGUUACACCUACAUUUUCUCAACAGAAAAAGAAAAAAAAAAUACUAAUUAUUAGUUUAUGGGAUACAUGGAUUAUAAAAACGGAAACAAAAAUUAGAGAAAAAAGGGCAAACAAAAAGAAAAAUCUAAUGAAGAAGAUCAUGACCGGAUUCAUAAUCGAGGAGCAAAAAUUACCCAUUUUCCCGUAGAGAGCUUGAAAGCGAAUUUCCUCUUGGAAAUCCAAUUUUAAGCUCUCCUGCAACAAACCCACCAAAAAUGUCAGGCAAAAAACAAACCCUUUUCAUAGCUUCUCUGAUCGUUCUGUGGUACUCAUCUAACAUUGGUGUUCUUCUCCUCAACAAGUAUUUACUCUCCAAUUAUGGCUUCGUCUUCCCAAUCUUCCUCACAAUGUGUCAUAUGUCCGCUUGUGCUAUUCUCAGCUAUAUAUCCAUUGGUUUGUUCAAAAUUGUUCCUCUUCAGAGAAUCAAAUCGAGGGCUCAGUUCUUCAAAAUCGCUACUUUAAGCGUUGUCUUCUGUGGUUCCGUCGUUGGUGGUAACAUUUCGCUUAGGUAUCUUCCCGUCUCUUUUAAUCAGGCGGUUGGUGCCACAACUCCUUUCUUCACAGCAAUGUUUGCGUAUCUGAUGACAUUUAAGAGGGAAGCUUGGGUUACGUAUGCUGCGUUGGUACCAGUCGUCGCAGGUGUGGUCAUUGCCAGUGGGGGUGAGCCUAGUUUUCAUUUGUUUGGUUUCAUCAUGUGCAUAAGUGCCACUGCAGCAAGGGCCUUCAAGUCUGUUCUUCAGAGUAUCCUACUUUCAUCUGAAGGGGAGAAGUUGAACUCGAUGAAUUUGCUGCUGUAUAUGUCCCCAGUUGCUGUUGUAGUUUUAUUACCUACCACAGUAAUCAUGGAGCCCAAUGUAUUAGAUGUCAUUCUUUCACUUGGGAGAAAACACUGGUCAAUGUGGCUUCUUCUUUUGGUUAAUUCUGUGAUGGCCUACUCAGCAAACUUAACCAAUUUCUUGGUGACUAAGCAUACAAGUGCACUGACACUCCAGGUGCUAGGAAAUGCAAAAGGAGCUGUGGCUGUUGUUAUCUCAAUACUUCUGUUUCGAAAUCCUGUAACUUUUGUUGGAAUUGCCGGAUAUUCUUUAACCGUCAUUGGGGUGGUCCUUUAUGGAGAAACAAAGCGGCGGUAUAAAUGAGCAAUUGGCCUCAUACACACCAUGGUGGGGAAUCUGAGUUUUUUGUGCAGUUACAAAUAGAAGCGAUUUAAGUCUAGUAGAUCCUCAACAAAGAUUUUUUGAUGAUUAGACUUUAGAAGAGAAGGAAUUGAGUUCCUAUCCUCCAUUAUUCCAUGUACUCAUUGAGAUGCAGAUUAUUUCUCUUAUUUCUUUUUCUUUUCCAGUAAUUCUUAUGUUUUUGUUAUUGUUGUUCUAUUUAUUAUAAACACGACUGUAGACAAGGAUUUAUCAUUUUGUAUUGGAGUAAGAAUUUUUCAUCAGA